Molecule: messenger RNA, 1770 nt
Organism: Naegleria gruberi
Lineage: Eukaryota; Heterolobosea; Eutetramitea; Acrasida; Naegleriidae
Exons: 1
Coding region: 1-1770 (589 amino acids)
Molecular function (GO): protein binding
Source: RefSeq, a predicted model, not a curated record
AUGCAACAUCAGCAGGACUAUCAUGAGCAGCAACAACGGGAAAACGAGGCUGAAACACAUUCCCAACCAACACAAGAACAAACAACAAUACCAACAACAGUAUCACUGUUUGAUGGUAGUGAAAAUAUUACAGGUAGAAAUGGCAAUCCAUUAUUUACAAAUCGGAAUCGUCUAUCCAAAUCAAUGCAAAAUUUGACAGAGGUAGAUUUUGCCACAUGUUCUUCUCUGUGCGAAAAGUUUUAUGUAAUGAAUUUGUUGCAGUCGACGAGUAAAGAUAUGGCCAUCAUGGCUAUUGAUUGUAUUUUGAAUGGAAUUGUGGGGCCAUCAUCACAACAACACAUAUCUAGCACUGAAGAAAAUACAACAACAUGCUCUGUAUUACCAAAUCAAGAGGAUUGGCAAAACUUGAAGGCAUGGGGAUUAACGGAAGUUAUAGAAUUUGCACAUGAAUAUUACCAUGAUCAAUAUUUAGACUUUUUACAAUCAAGGCAACACCUCACCUCAUCAACAUGCAACAACUCUGAAUGUGGAGAGCCUCAAUUGAAAAAAGUAAAAAGAAUGCAUCACAGUAGUACACCACAUCAACAUGCAACAUGUGGUGUUAACAUGGAUACACAAAGAUACGAAUCUUUCUAUCAUGCAUUGGAAAUUAUGAGAGAAAUAAUUGAAAAAGAUCAAACAUCGUUCGAUGACAUUAAAGAUGCCAUACAGAACAUUUACAGACAACAUUUGAUUUCUAGUAUUGGAUACUAUGAAUCAUCGUAUAGGAAAAAUCCUCUUUUGGAAAAGUUUUACUAUCACAUUUUGGAACUGUAUAGACAAACAGACCAAAAAAUUGGAUGUAUCAAGUUUGCAGAAUUUGGAUUACUUUACAAUGGAAGACAGAUUAAAAAUUUGGAAAACAUGCUCAAUAAUAUUAACAAGGACAUGUUUGCAUUAUCACAUGCAUUUUUGGACAAACAUUGGAGACACUGUAGAGCCCAUCAAAAAUGUUUGGAGGGUGUAUUAAUGUUCUUUUGUGAUUGUACAGAUAAUGAAGCAAUGACUGGAAUUUUUGAAGAAUCCUAUUCAUUGGACCCUUCAUUUAUAUAUGCCUAUUGUAACAUAGGCUAUUUGAAAGGAUUUAAUGUGUUUGGGAAUAGAGAAUUGACGCAAGAGGGAAUUUCAUGUUUUCACAAGGCUCUCACAUUGUGCAAUCCUAGCGAUGAAUUUUUUAUCAAGGUUAACAGUACCAAGACACUUGGUGUGUUGCACAUGAUUUCUGGAAAUUUCCAAGAGGCAUUUGUUCAAUUUUCAAAAUGUUUGGAAAUCUUCCCUGAUUAUUAUCAAAUUUAUAAGGACAGAGCAGAAGCAUUUUCAAUGUAUGAUACUUUUAUGGCAAUGAAAGAUAUUGAGAAAUGUUUUGAAAUUGAGCCAGAGAGAAAAUCUGACAUGUGUACACUACUUAACAUGAAAGCUGUCCUUCUUCACAAAAUGGGGAGACCACAAGAAGAAAUUACAACUAUACUGGAGAAGGCUAUGAGUGUUGAUCCAACCAAUUCGUAUCCAUUCCUAACCCUUUCUAGUUUAGCUAUUCAAGAGGAAGAUUUGGAUAGAUAUUUGGAACUUCGGUCUAGAUUUAAAACGUACACUAAUCAAUCGGUUUCAGAUCUUCUCAAUCAAGAUAUUAAGGCUUUUGAAAUUUUCGAUCAAAUCUACAAUACUAAUCUUGAAGAUGAAUAUCAAGCUAAAAAGAAACAACAUGCUUCAACGUGGUAUAGAAUAUCUUAA